GUCGCCGGAGAAGCAAAGAUCAAACUACAAGCAGAUGUAAUUUGUAAGCUGGAAAGUUAGCGGCAUAUGGAGGCUCUUCCUAAUAAGAGUGUUUACUUUAGCCUUCUAGAGAUCAAGAGGCCUAAUACUUCUCGACUCGUGAAGUUAGGAUGCCAACCUCUUCGACGCAAUGCGCGAGUAUCGUUGAGAACUUCUACUUGUGUUUGCGAAGACCCUUCUCAUUCUUCCACAAUCAUCAAGAAGUACGAUCGGCAUCCUCAAAAUGUUGAUCUCCCGCCGAUACUGCCGAAGAACAAAAAGAAGCCUUACGCCGUCCCGCUAAAGAAGAUGCAACGAGUGGCUCGGCAAGAUAAAAAGCUGGCGCAAAUGGGAAUGGAGAAGCCUCUCGAUCCCCCGAAGAACGGGUUAUUGGUUCCCGAGCUUAUUCCCGUGGCCUACGAGGUAUUGGAACAUUGGAAAGUGCUUAUAAGAGGCCUCUCGCAGCUUCUACAUGUCGUUACGGUUUACGGUUGCAGCAAAUGCCCUGAAAUCCAUGUCGGCCCCGUCGGCCACAACAUCCAGGAUUGCAGCGGGACGGGAAGCGAGCGGCGCCGGAGCCACCACUCUUGGGUCAAAGGCUCUAUCAACGACGUCCUCGUCCCGAUCGAAUCGUACCACCUCUUCGAUCCGUUCGGCCGGCGGAUCAAGCACGAGACGCGGUUCGACUACGACCGCAUCCCCGCGGUCGUGGAGCUGUGCAUCCAAGCCGGCAUCGACAUACCGGAGUACCCCUCGCGGCGACGAACCACCCCCGUCCGCAUGCUCGGGAAGAAGGUGAUCGACCACGGGGGGUUCGUAGAGGAGCCCAAGCCCUACCGUGCGGAAGACUGUAUAUCCUUGCUCGCGGAGCUCGACACGUACGAAACACUGAAAGCUCAGUCGCCGGUGCCGUCGGAUACCAGACGGUUGGCGGAAAGAACGCUGAAGGCUUACAGCAGUGUGAGAAGCGGCGUAAGACGGCUGAUGAGGAAGUACACGGUGAAGGCCUGCGGAUACUGCUCGGAGGUCCACGUCGGGCCGUGGGGCCACAACGCGAAGCUCUGUGGGGCGUUCAAGCACCAGUGGAGGGACGGCAAGCACGGGUGGCAGGACGCGACGAUCGACGAGGUGAUCCCCCCGAACUACGUGUGGCACCUCCGGGACCCCGACGGCCCCCCGCUCACGUCGGCCCUGAAGAGGUUCUACGGCAAGGCUCCGGCGGUCGUGGAGCUGUGCGUGCAGGCCGGGGCAGAAAUACCCGACAGCUACCGGCCUAUGAUGCGGCUGGAUAUCGUCGUGCCCGACACCGACGAAGCUCGCUUUGUCGCGUGACGCGAACAAGAACUGUAAUUCGGUGUGAUUCGGUGUAUUGAUUUUGGUGAUGAACUUGUCUCACAGAUCAUUUUAUCUUUCAAUCAACCUGUAUAAUGUAAGUUUACUGUUGUAGAUCCUACUUUUCUUCUAGCUAAUAAAUAUUCGAGUUUAUCUCUCUAAAA
This is a messenger RNA of Ananas comosus (pineapple), 1514 nucleotides long. Its product is annotated as APO protein 1, chloroplastic. Gene Ontology annotation, molecular function: RNA binding. NCBI's taxonomy places the organism in Eukaryota, Viridiplantae, Streptophyta, Magnoliopsida, Poales, Bromeliaceae. The record is from RefSeq and is a predicted model, not a curated record.